Messenger RNA from Engraulis encrasicolus (European anchovy), 8546 nucleotides. Its product is annotated as ephrin type-B receptor 3-like. Gene Ontology annotation, cellular component: dendrite; plasma membrane. The coding region runs from base 625 to 3693 and encodes 1022 amino acids. Lineage: Eukaryota; Metazoa; Chordata; Actinopteri; Clupeiformes; Engraulidae. Gene Ontology annotation, biological process: protein phosphorylation; axon guidance; ephrin receptor signaling pathway. Gene Ontology annotation, molecular function: transmembrane-ephrin receptor activity; ATP binding; protein binding. The record is from RefSeq and is a predicted model, not a curated record. The transcript has 17 exons.
GGGCGCUGAGCGGAGCACCAACGUCUCUUCAAUCGGGCUGACUGACAAUUCGCUCAGGGAAUUACGGUGUCUCAGCAAAGACGGUGACGAGGGGACUGCACAUGCAGGAUUUUUCAUGCAUGUUACGGCGUUUGGGACUACUAUGCGAAGCUGAUGGACUGAAGAUGAUGCAGAAAUGAAUCCCACCAUAUCGCUCCUGUAAACUUUUAACAUUUAUUGGAGAAACCCGAGGAACACUACACGGACACGUUCUUUUUGGACCCUAAGAGAUAUGACUAAAACUUAAAAGCAGAGAGGGGCGCUGGAGAGGGUCAAAUGCGAAGUAGCCAAAUGCGAAGGAGCCUACCGGGUGAACGACUUUCGUUCGUCCUCAUUCUGCUGGCGAAGAACCCGUGCGAAGCCCAUUCUCCCAAAUACGGAGGAAUUGGAUAUACGCGUCUGCUUUCAAGCUAACCUUUGCUGGUUCAUACAUUACAUUCCGUUAGUGUUUUGUUUUAUGGGGAUAAGACAUAUUCUGAAAUUUUGAAGUUGCUGGACUUCCACCGGGUCUUGAGGAGUUGGACCUUUCAGGAUUACCUACUCACUAUUCUCUGGGCGCAUUUUCAUGUCAACGUUGUCUGCUGUAUGACAAUGGAUUAUUUGCUGUUUUUAUGCAGCCUCUUGCUGCCACUGACGUCGGCCGUUGAGGAAACGCUCAUGGACACCAAGUGGGCCACCACCGAGCUGGCGUGGACUUCACAUCCUGAGACCGGGUGGGAGGAGGUGAGCGGCUACGAUGACGCCAUGAACCCCAUCCGGACGUACCAGGUCUGCAACGUGCGCGAACUCAACCAGAACAACUGGCUACGGAGCGACUUCAUCCCGCGCAAGGACGUGCUGCGCGUCUACGUGGAGAUGAAGUUCACGGUGCGCGACUGCAACAGCAUCCCCAACAUCCCCGGCUCCUGCAAGGAGACCUUCAACCUCUUCUACUACGAGUCCGACACCGACUCGGCCACCGAGACCAGUCCCUUCUGGAUGGAGAACCCCUACGUGAAGGUGGACACCAUCGCGCCCGACGAGAGCUUCUCCAAGCUGGACCUGGGCCGCGUCAACACCAAGGUGCGCAGCUUCGGCCCGCUCUCCAAGGCCGGCUUCUACCUGGCCUUCCAGGACCUGGGUGCCUGCAUGUCGCUCAUCUCCGUGCGGGUCUUCUACAAGAAGUGCUCCACCACCAUCGCCAACUUCGCCGUCUUCCCCGAGACGGCCACGGGCGCCGAGGCCACCUCGCUGGUCAUCGCCCCUGGCAACUGCGUGCCCAACGCCGUGGAGGUGUCCGUCCCCUUGAAGCUGUACUGCAAUGGAGACGGCGAGUGGAUGGUUCCCGUCGGCUCCUGCACCUGUGCCUCGGGCUUCGAGCCGGCCAUGAAGGACACUCAGUGCCAAGCUUGCAGUCCCGGUACGUUUAAGGCCAAGCAGGGCGAGGGCUUCUGCAACCCGUGCCCCCCCAACAGCCUGACCAGCUCCACAGCGGCCAGCGUCUGCUCCUGCCGAAACGGCUACUACCGAGGAGACAGCGACGCGCCAGAGGACUCAUGCACUACGGUUCCGUCGUCCCCGCGGAACGUCAUCUCCAACGUGAACGAGACCUCCCUGCUGCUGGAGUGGAGCGAGCCGCGCGAGUCGGGCGGCCGCGAGGACCUGUUCUACAACGUCAUCUGCAAGAAGUGCCACGUGGAGCGCGGCAGCUGCUCGCGCUGCGACAACAACGUGGAGAUCACGCCGCACUACCUGGGCCUGACGCAGCGGCGCGUCACCGUGCGCAACCUGCAGGCGCACACGCAGUACAGCUUCGAGAUCCAGGCGGCCAACGGCGUCACCGCCAAGAGCCCCUACGCCCCACAGUCCUCCACCGUCAACAUCACCACCAACCAAGCAGCUCCCAGUGCGGUGCCCACGGUGCAUCUGAUGGCUGCCUCCUCCGACGUCAUGAGUUUGUCGUGGCUUCCCCCGGAGCGGCCCAACGGCAUCAUCCUGGAUUACGAGAUUAAGUACCAUGAGAAGGACCAGGGGGAGGCCAUAGCCCACACCAUGACGGCCCAGCGCACCUCUGCCCGCAUCGAGGGCCUGAAGCCGGGCACCCCCUACGUGGUGCAGGUGCGCGCCCGCACGGUAGCCGGGUACGGACGCUACAGCAGCCCCGCCGACUUCAGCACCAACACGCGCGACGCGGACCCAGAGAAGACGAUUCAGGAGCAGCUGCCCCUCAUCGUGGGCUCCAUCACAGCUGGCCUGGUCUUCAUCAUUGCCGUGGUUAUCAUUGCCAUUGUCUGCCUCAAGAAACAAAGGAACGGCUCCGAGUCUGAAUACACUGAGAAACUGCAGCAGUACAAAUCCCCUAUAGUAACGCCGGGAACCAAGGUCUAUAUUGACCCCUUCACCUACGAGGACCCCAACGAGGCGGUGCGGGAGUUUGCCAAAGAGAUAGACAUCUCCUGCGUGAAGAUCGAGGAGGUCAUCGGCGCAGGUAACCAACAGCAUCAGCACAAGCUGCUGAGCAACAGGGGGAGGACAGCUAGGCAUGCCACCCACCACCACCACACGCAGGCCAUACCCUUAGAGGACUUCACAGAAAGCGGAGAGUUUGGGGAGGUGUGUCGCGGUCGCCUCAAGCUGCCCGGCCGGCGGGAGAUCAUUGUGGCCAUCAAGACGCUGAAGGUGGGCUACACCGAGCGGCAGAGGCGGGACUUCCUGUCCGAGGCCAGCAUCAUGGGCCAGUUCGACCACCCCAACAUCAUCCGCCUGGAGGGAGUGGUCACCAAGAGCCGGCCAGUCAUGAUUGUCACAGAGUUCAUGGAGAACGGCGCCCUUGACUCCUUCCUCAGGCUCAACGACGGCCAGUUCACGGUCAUCCAGCUGGUGGGAAUGCUCAGAGGCAUCGCAGCGGGAAUGAAGUAUCUUUCCGAUAUGAAUUACGUCCAUCGAGACCUGGCGGCCAGAAACAUCCUGGUCAACAGCAACCUGGUCUGCAAGGUGUCUGACUUCGGGCUGUCGAGGUUCCUGGAGGACGACGCUACCGAUCCCACCUACACAAGCUCCCUGGGAGGAAAGAUUCCGAUCCGGUGGACGGCGCCUGAGGCUAUCGCUUACAGGAAGUUCACCUCAGCUAGCGACGUAUGGAGCUAUGGCAUCGUUAUGUGGGAAGUGAUGUCAUAUGGUGAACGUCCAUACUGGGACAUGAGUAACCAGGAUGUGAUAAAUGCGGUGGAGCAGGACUAUCGACUGCCCCCGCCCAUGGACUGCCCCACCGCUCUCCACCAGCUCAUGCUCGACUGCUGGGUGAAGGAGAGGAACCUGCGGCCCAAGUUCGCGCAGAUCGUCAACACGCUGGACAAACUCAUCCGCAACGCCGCCAGCCUCAAAGUGGUGACCAGCACACACCAGUCAGGGGCAUCGCAACCCCUCCUCGACCGCUGCGUGCCAGACUACACCACCUUUGCCACCGUGGGGGACUGGCUGGAAGCCAUCAAGAUGAGCCGCUACUGCGACAACUUCCUCAACGCCGGCUUCGCCUCCUUUGACCUGGUGGCGCAGAUGACGUCCGAGGACCUCCUGAGGAUAGGUGUGACAUUGGCCGGCCACCAGAAGAAGAUUCUGGGCAGCAUUCAGGACAUGAGACUCCAGAUGAACCAAACACUGCCAGUGCAGGUCUGAGCCAAUGAGCCAAGAAGUGGGCGGGACUGUGCCAGAUCGAGAGCCAAUGGAAAACCCCAGCUGCCUGACCAUCUGCCAAUCAGAUAACUAAUAAUAAAAAAAAAACUGGCUCGCAGUGCCUCAGACAACUUUUUCCUCCACGCCCCCCUGAAACCAACCAACCACCCAACCAACCGAUCCCUCCAACCCCACCGCCAUGUUUUUUGUUGAUUUUUUACCCAACAUCCCACAUGACGAGACAUUUAUAGAACAGUGAUCUUUUUUGUACAUUUCUUCUUUUGUUUUUGAAAAGACAAGACAUCCACACCCCUCGCGUGCCUGGCCAGCUGCCUCAAAGGUGCGACGGCACUUCAGAGAGAGCGCGUGCGUGGUUUAUCUUUUUUUUCACUCCUCGCUUAUAUUUCGUUAUUGUUUUAUGUGUGUGUGUGUUUGUGUGUGAGUGUGUGUGUGAUAAUGAUGAUGGGCUAGGACAUCCACGGUUUUGACCGUAAGCCGAGUGCUUCCAUUUGAAUAUAAAAGACGAGAAGAAGGAGGUGGAGGCCCAUCUCGUCGGACACUUUGCUCCGUACAAACACACUCCUCUGACUGCACACACACAAACACACAUACACACUCCUGUGGCCACACACCCACACACGCACACUCCUGUGUGUCGACAGACACAGACACACUCCUGGCGACGAGAGGGGAAAGAGCUGUUGCAUGAGGAACACUUUUGCUGGGAGGAAGAAAACAAAGCAAGAAAAGGUCAUUGGAAAAUGUGAACUGCUGAUGCAAAGACAAAAGAGUGAUGGCUUGGGUCGCAAGAGGACAGUCGAAGAAGAGUCCCUCCCAUACGAACAGCCGUUUCCGUUUCUGUGUGUGCGCGUGCAUGUGUGUGUGUCUACGUGUGUGUUAAAUGUGCGAGUGUAUUCCCCCAUCUUCAUAUUGAAGGUGCUAUAUAUACAAAUACCACUCGCCAAGGACGGCACGGAGCGGGCUGAGACGGAGGCGAAAAUUGCAAGUAGAAAGAUGAAAGGUCGAAGGUUACGAGUGUGUCAGAGAAAAGAUUUAGAGCGCGAGCUAGCGGGAGGGAUAAGGUGUUGCCCAUGGAGGCCAUCAGCAAAUACGGCAGCAGCAAAAAAGGACUUUGUGGUGAGCUCAGGAGAUUGCCUAGUGUUUAGGAACGGUAGAAUAAUCCGCUGACUUUUUUUUUUCUUUUACUUUUUUCUAUUGUCUUGUGGUUCAGAUCAUGUUUUUGUUUCUGUUUCUGUUUCAACUGUGUUCUCUGAUUCAUGAAUAUUGUCAAUGCUGGUGUCCAGAGUUGGGUGGUCAAAACCAGGGCACUCCAGGGCAACAAAGGCUGGGGUGGCCAAGGUAGGCAGAGGGAGGGGGAGUGGUGGGGCAGAGACCAGGUCAAUGGCAAAAACACACAGACAGACCUUACCGCGUCUGUGUGUUUGAGUCAGUGCAUGCAAGGUCAUGUAAAUGUGUGUGUGUGUGUGUGUGUGUGUGCGCAUGUGUGAGCGUGCGUGCGUGUGUCAGUGAGAGCGAAGAAGAGUUCAAGAGUGCAAAAGUGUGCGCGUGUGCACAGUUGUGAUGAGCGUGUAAGGAUUUGCACACAAAUACUGUACAAUAUAGCUUCAGCUAUGCGUCACUAUGGAGAUACAGCGCAUGAACUGAAUUCAAAGGAGCAAUUAUAUCUCAAACAACUAUAUUCUGUGGACAAUUGUUAACAUUUUGUAUGGAAUAAAAAAUCAAAGUGAUAGCGGAUAUAUCCAGAGACUACGAAUAACCACGAAAGAAAAAAAAACAACUUUUUUGACUUUUACAUGGAUUUACAAAUAAUCAUUUUGGGUUUAACCUUCUUCCCCCAAUGUAUUUAUUUUUUUUCCACACCUGGACAAAAGGCCAAGAGAACUGUGGACUGUAGCUAAGAGGACAUACACAUGCAGGAGACUGCCAACAAAUUGACACGGACUUUUAAAAAUUGGAUAUUUGUAUUUGUUGUUGUUCUAAACAGCCUGUAAAUGUUUUGUAACAAAAGAAAAACAUAAACAUCCUGAGAAAACAACGAGAGCAAGUGGCUGGAAUUUGAAGGGUGUGUCUAUGACUUAUGAGCAUAUGUGUGUGUGUUUGCUUGGCGAAGAGAGAAGACGCCUACCGAUCACCAGCUGGGGAAGGAAAUAUAUUCACAUACACACAGGAGUAGAAAGAAUGCAAUAUGCUAACCUUGCAAAGUCCCCGGUUCCUACAAAGCCUUAGAUAUAUCUUUGCUCUACUCAGCAACACAAACAACGCAGAAACUUCAUACCACCAGUAAGAAGUGCUUGUCUUCCUCUGCCCAAGCUACUCCUCCCAAAUUAGGUUCAUGAUCACGUUCCCAUGUUGUUGAGUGUGUGUUUGUGUGCCAGUGUGUGUGUGUGAUUGUGUGCGCAGGUGUGAUUCUGUGUGUGUAGGUGGCCAGGUGUGAGUGUGUGUGUCUCUAAAGCAUGAGGUAGUAUUUUAUGAUCAGUCAGACUGGUUCCUUAUCUUUAGAAAUCACACGCUGCUGCUGCUGCUGCUGUGAUGCAUUCUGGGUAGCCUCUGCAAGGACGUUUGCUGUUGUCUUCCACGUGCAGCGCCCGGGAGUGUACUGUGCUGCACUAACAGCCUCAGCCCCGCUUCAUAGAUUAUUACAGUUGCACAGAGCAAAAGCUUUAAAAUCACACAUGCUUAGACAUACAUUUAGAGUCUUUCUGACACAUUUGAAAACACACACACAUACACACACAGUCAAAUGUAUACAGUAUGUAUGGUAUAACAAUACAUUAACUAGGGCUACUGAUAACCCAGUAAUGCCUAGACAGUGUCGUGUGAUGGGACAGUGGUCCACAGUUGAUGCAUGUCCCUCCCUUUCCCCCCUCCGCUGUUCUGGGCUCUGCCUGGAGUAAAUAAUGCUCCUCUCCCCAGUCGCUCGUGUUUGUCUGGGUCACAGAUGCUCUGUCAUUAUUCCCGGCCCUGACAUCCCAGCCUUAUACAGUGACCGUAGUGUCUGUGGCGCCACUCGCAAGCUCGCUCGCUCGCUUUACUCAACCGGAUUUACAAACUCCGGGGAAGAAACCGAUGGCUGGCCGCAUCAUGCAGCUCUGUGCCGCCAUAAUCUGUUAUUGCCUGGGACUGAUUAGUCCAGGACUAGCCAGGCAGGGCAUCAAACAGACCUGAAGAAGAGAAGGAAAAGACAGGACAGGGAGGAGAGGGAGGGUAUGGGUGUGGUAGAUGUUGGAGAGAAGAGAAUAUGAAUCAGCUUAAGAAAAUAUAAACACAUUUUGCAGCCAGGAGAUAUGGUGCGUGUGCGAUGUCUGGCCCAUAUAUAUAUGGCUAGGACUGUAGCGAGAUAAGGAAUAAGGAAUAAGGAAUACUGUGUGAGCUUAGUUUCUUAUUAACACAGUGGCUAGGGGUGCAUCUGUAUGCACACUGUUGUAUCAUCCUCCCACCAGCGUACGUAGUUGAUGUGCACCCAAAAUUGGAAGGCAACCAAUGGGGAUCCUGUGCCAUUUCAUUCUUCACCGGGGGGAAGCAGCGAGCAUGUGUAAUCAAUAGCUGAAUGAUCAGUAAAUGGGAUCAUUUCGUCCAGUAAUUGUGUCUGGCAGUCAGUAAAAAUGAAUGCAGCUCACAGGGCCCAACUCUUCCGCUGUGUUGAACCCAUACACAUAGAGUACAGUAAAACACAUAAAAAUAUCCCCACUCUCCCUUUAGUUAAAAAGCCUAAUCAUAAUCCUUCAAGGAGCAAUACAUUUUCAGUCAAAUAAACACACCCAUAUAGUAUAAGGUAGAGAUGCCACUGUGAUAAGUGUGAUGUGUGUGAUGCUGAGGGUACUGGGGUGAGGAGAACGCUCCACUGAAUGCUGUGUAAAAUAUAGUGAUCCACUGAGCACAUAUUGUCAUGCUUACCUGCAUUGAGCGCCCAUACGGGAGGGGCGCGUGUAGCUAUGCUAACAUUCCAUGAAACAGUCGAGAGGUUUAGCCAAUGGGAUCGAGAUGGGCUGUAGCCAAUGGGAUCUAGCCUGGUCUGGCCAAUGGGAUCUGAUCUCAUGAUGGCAGCUGAGGUGGAAAACACAGAAAGCUGACGUUGGUUUCCUCAAGUCACGUCAAGGUCAAUCCGCUGAGGAAGCCCGUUUUUAUACAAGGCUCUGUCACACAGGAUCUUCUUGGCCAGGCACACCCACAGUAGUCUUCAACAGGAAAUCUAUUCUCUCCCUGAGACAUAUUGAAUGGCAAGCCCAGUGCAUCCAUGCGACAGAGCUGGACCUUGACAGCACUAGAAAAAAAAAGAAAAGAAAAGAAAAAGGUGUGAGCAUCAGCAUUGGCAUAUCGACCCCGCCCUGAGAAGCAGAUUCUCCACAAAGUGACACAUAUCGUUGUGCCAAUGUUCUCCCCUGUCUUUAGGUUGAUCCACCAUGCUUCGUGGUCUCCUUGCUCUAUCAAGCAGAUCCCCUCAGUCGUGUUCACCUCCUCCUCCUCCUAUACGUGAUCCAUCCCUCCCUCUCUUCCCUUGUUUACUCCCCAUAGAUCUCUCCAUCUCACUCUCUCUCUCUUUUUCCCUUCUUUUAUACAGAGAUAGGAUUUUUUUUGUUUUAAGCACAUUUGAUGACCUGCCUUUUCUUGUCACUUUUCCAACCACUACAGAGAAGAUGUGAGAGGAGGGUUGUACUUAUAGAGAGGGAGGAAGCAUUUCAAGAUGCAAUUUUAUUUCUUUUUUUCCUUCUUUUUUUCUUUUUGAUGCAUUGAGGUGUAUUUAAUGGUGUUGACAAACCAACAAUAAUGAAAAUGAUGCAUUCUUGUAGAAAUAUUUUUAAAAGACCCUUUUGCAAUUAAAUUAUUUAAGAAAUGUA